AUGGCUCCUCCAAUUUCUCCGCAUUUCCUUCUUCUAUUACUCAUUGUCCUUUGCUCUAGUACUGUUCUAGUUCAAUCCGUUGUUCCUAAAGAUAAAACUUUCAAUUUCAUAAACCAAGGUAAGUUUGAUGAUGGUACUGCUGAAGAUAAUUGGUACGCUAAUGGUUACCGCUAUGUAGGCCUAUCUUCAUACCCCUUCAGACUAUAUUUCUAUACCAUUGGUUUACGGCGUGCUAACAAACUUGUUCUUGGCAUAAGCGGCGGCGAUCCCUCCGGACAGUUUAUGGCGUGGGUUUGGAUGGCUAACCGAAACGACCCUGUUGGUGAAAAUUCUACUCUCACUUUUGGAAGUGAUGGUAAUUUAGUCCUCGCUAAUUUCGAUGGUCGUAUAGUUUGGCAAACUAAUACAGCCGACAAAGGUGUUACCGGCAUUUCCAUGCAGCCUAGCGGGAAUUUAGUACUUCAUGAUCGUAAGGGGAGAUUUGUCUGGCAGAGUUUUGAUUAUCCAAGUGAUGGCAUUUUAGCUGGUCAAUCACUCAAGCACAGCCGUACCAAGAGACUCGUUAGUCGUGCAAACUUUUGGGAGAGCCGGGACGGAGAGGAGAGUAUUGUGAUUGGAAAAAAGGGGUUCAUAAUGUAUCUUAAUAAAUCUGGCAAUCCUCUUUACGGAUAUGCAGGUUGGGAAGCUGACGGUCUUCAUAGUGUAACAUUUGAUUCGGUUCAACAAGAUGAACCUGCUAUUGUUACUUAUUUUGUAACCUUGGGUUUUGCAAACAUAAAACAAGCUGCAAACACUACCUCUCCACCUUCCCAACCACCACCAGUUGUGGAUCAGGCUACAAGAUAUAAAAGAAGGCUACCAGGUCCUCCUCCUGCACCGGAGACUCCGACUCCAGAGUUCAAGGUGGCUCUUCCUCAGAUCCGACCACUACAGCGGAGGAUCAUACUUGCCAGAGUUUAUUUUGGAGACACUAGAUUUAUGGGAGUGAAAGCAGAUCUUAAAUAUUCCUUUCUUAGGCUAGAUCCGGAUGGAAACCUAAGGAUUUACACCUUGUUUGCCUAUCCAAACAAUCAUACGUGGUGGACCGAAACAUAUGCAUUUUUCUUAGAUACUGUGGAAGAGUGUUUAUUUCCAUCAAAAUGUUGCUCAUUCGGAUUAUCAAAAUGCAGUGCAUUAUCUCUUCGGUGGUGCUCGAAUUGUAACGGUUGCCCUCCUGCUAUGCAAUCAGGUUGUAUGAUCAAGACAUGA
Molecule: messenger RNA, 1248 nt
Organism: Papaver somniferum (opium poppy)
Lineage: Eukaryota; Viridiplantae; Streptophyta; Magnoliopsida; Ranunculales; Papaveraceae
Product: EP1-like glycoprotein 2
Exons: 1
Coding region: 1-1248 (415 amino acids)
Source: RefSeq, a predicted model, not a curated record